This is a messenger RNA of Ylistrum balloti, 3634 nucleotides long. RefSeq lists its product as uncharacterized. Bases 57 to 491 code for a protein of 144 amino acids. Gene Ontology annotation, biological process: sleep; positive regulation of voltage-gated potassium channel activity; regulation of synaptic transmission, cholinergic. NCBI's taxonomy places the organism in Eukaryota, Metazoa, Mollusca, Bivalvia, Pectinida, Pectinidae. The transcript has 3 exons. The record is from RefSeq and is a predicted model, not a curated record.
UUACUUUGGCUGCCCGAAGAUCCGCUGCUAGAUCGUGAGAAGCUCAGGUUGUCAAAAUGAAGAGUUUAGUUGCUGUUGCGUUUGCGAUUAUCACACUGUACUUUAUAUUCGACAGUGGUAGUGCAAUCAAAUGCUACGAAUGCAACUCCUUCUUCCAGUCUGAUUGUGCAGAUUGGUUUGACAACAAAACUCACAACUUAGUUGAUUGUGGAGAUGAUGUGAAAAUGUGCCGAAAGAUAGUACAAGAAGUUUACUACAACGAUGACUGGAAUGUCAGAUACAUCAGGCAAUGUGCUCGAUCCGGAGAGGUCGGAGGUGAUGAAGGCCGUCAAUGCAAGGACAGGACAGGCACAUACCGUGUUAAAGUCCGAUACUGUCACUGUAACAACCAAGAGGGAUGUAACGGUGCCAGCAACAUCAAAGUUCCUACCCUCCUUCUUGCCGUGCCACUUCUCACAUCAUUAGGACUCUACGUUUCAAAAUAUUUAUGAAAUUAACAAUAAAUUAGAACUUUUUUUUUUUAAACAAAUUAUCUCAGGGUUUUCACUUCGAAAUUCAAAAGACCAGAGAUUUGACUGACAGCUGUAAUUGAGUUGCUUUCAUGUGAAAUUCAUUUAUUAAGCUGUCAGUUAAUGCAGAAAGUGAAAACAGGAGACCAACCACAAACCACAUUUGCAUUUUGGAAUUCACAUUGAUUAGGACCAUACAAAAACCAAAUAUCGUUCUCUGGCAUUUCAUCUCUGAGCAAAAAUGUAAUCAUGAAGACAAGAAAUCAUUUUUUGAAAACCCUGGCCAGUUUCGUGGGGUGAUGAUAUUUUAAUCUUACGAAUACAAAAAGAUUCUCGUUAGUACUUUCCCUUUGUGUAUUCAAUUCACUCAGUUUGCUUUAGAAUACUUCAUAUUUGAGCGCUUGCUCAUUUAAAGGCUUUAGUUGACAACUCGAAGCAAUAACGUCUUUAAGGAAUAAGGAAUCUGAAAUGUAAAUAAAUCUACUUUUUAUCUGCAGCUUUUUGUAAUAGUUGGAAAGAACAAAUUUCUGUUUUGUUCUGCCCAAUUAAUUUGUUGUAAAUAUGACACAUGGAUACUAGCUAGAGCUGUAAAUUAGUCUGGAUUUUUUUUUUUUUUUUUUUUCUUCUGGUUUAUAUUUUUGUACCAUUGAUUUUUAAUAAUUGAAUUUCCUGUCUGAUGCUGGGAAACAAGAAUUUUAUUUCAAAGAAUAUGAUUGUGUAUAUGCAGUUCUUGAUCACCUACGCAUAUGAUUAAUUAUGGUUUAUACAUGCAUAUUUGUUAUUAGAACUAAACAGGCUUUUAUUGUAUUAGAUCAUAUGGCCAAAUUACUAUCAUUAUCAAUUUAAUUAAUUUGAAAUCAAUUAUAAUUUUUCAAAAUUUUGCAUUUUUUUCCUUUAAUAUUGAAAAAUGUACAUAUUAUAUAGGUUCCUAUACAGAUAUAUGUAGGCAAUGUUGAAAUCUUGAAAGUUGAGAGAAGUGAGGUAGAAGAAAAUAAUAUGAAUCUGUUAACACUAUUAAUACUACCAGAUGCAAAGAUGUUGUUGAUGAUUAGAGUCAAAUUAUUGUUUUUAUGAUUGGAUGAAUGAAACUAGUUUCAAAUAUUUGUAUUGCACUUUUGACCUUUUUUAUGAUGGAUUGUAAACAGUACCAUACAACCUUUGUGUAAUUGUAAAAAUGAAUAGGGAUAAGAAAAGAUCUGUAUGAAUUUUGUAUUACUGUUCAAGAGAAGCAAGUAAACAAUAAGAUAAGAGCAAAGUCUUGAAAGAAACCAGUAUUCCAUGUUUAGUGGUAUGCAUGUAUAUCAAAGGUACGAGAAACAGGAAAAAUCAUACUGAUGAGAAGAAUGUGAUAUGAAUGGUCAUAGAUUUGAAUGAUAUGCACUUCAAUAUAAAUUUACUAUGAUGAAAAACAGUUAAAUCAGUUGUUGUGAACCUGUUAACAAUUCUCUUGUUUGUCUUUGUGUAAAAUAUUCUUGUACAAAUACCACUGGUGUAUAGUUUUUCAGCCUUUCGCAAAAAUUGUUUGUAAUAUUUAAAGCAUAAUAUAUUCUAAAAAAUCUUCAAUCGGUUAGUGUUUCAUUAGAAAUUAUAGUCUAGAAAUUACUGUUAGUAUUGCCAUCAAAUUAAAAUCUGCAAUUUAAUCUGAACUCGAUCUAUAAAGAUAAUUAAGAUUUAUCAUUAAUAAAUUCACUGUAAAUUUAAAAAAAAAAAAAAAAAAGGAUUAAAUUCUGCUGUAUAUUUCAAUUUUUAUGUUAGCGUGAAAAAUGUUUUCAUAAAUGAAACCUUUGUGGUGACAGUGGUGCAUUUUUUUCCAUACCCUAAGAUUUUCUCCAGUAUUUGUCAUCUUUGAAUAGGAACGAUUCUUAGCAUUGUUUGGAUAUUUUUUACAUUAGAAAACCUACUUUUCCAAACAGUUUAAGUCAUGUUUGACUGGUUUUAUUUAUGUUUUUGUAAAUCAUUGUGUCAUAUUUUUUAAAGAAAAGAAUAUUGAUUGUGAUCACAUGUCAUUUUUUCCUGAGUGAUGUGUUGGACCGAUUUUUAAAAAUAGAUCUAUAUUCGGUAUGUUCAUCUAUUCAGAAUGAAUUGAAGGAUAUUGUUACUGUAGAUAGUUCAUUUAAUAGAGGCAUACUCUUUUAAAAUUGUUGUUUAUUGUUUGGAAUGCAUGAUGACUUUUAAGUUGCCAUUUUUAGGUAACUAGUAACGAUGGUCACAAGUGCCUAGUGCACUUUGUCUUAUUGAUGCAAAACAAUUCAUAAUAGCUGUGUAGUAGGUUGUGCAUACCUUUGUGAGCUUUUUCAAUUCCUCAUAGAAUGAAAUAUGUCUAAACCAGAAAAAUUCCUUUUAGAGUCAUAUAACUUGGAUUAGAGGAGGUAUUCCUCACUUGAAAUGUUUUGGCUUCUCCAUUGAUAACUACUUUGUCAAGAUUGAGACUAACUUUAAUGAUGACACACAAAUUUUGAAAUAUAACCUCUAUAAUCUUUUUCUAGCAUUUACAAAUUAAUUGUUUAAGUGAACUAGUGAUUAAGGAGUAUACAUUAUUUUCUAACACCCAUGUUGUCAUUGUGUUGAUAACCAUGUGCAAUAUCAUUGUGUCAUCUUAUAUAUAACUUGCAUACUCAAAUUAUAUCUGGGCACUCUAUUAACCUAAGAUGCUAAUGUAUACAAUGAAUUUAUACCUCCACCGUUUUAAUUCCACAGUCUUCUGAUAAUGGUUUUUGUAGAAAAGCAAAUAGGGCUUCAAACCUUACAAAUUCACAAAUUUGAAUUUUCAUCAUGAAUAUAUACCUAAACUAUAUACUGUUUAUGUCGAGUCCUCUUUAGGAAUAAUUAUAAAUUGCUUGAAAAAAAUUUUCAAAAAAAUCUACUUAUCAUUUCUAACAAGAACAUAAUUUAUAUUGGCAAUGUAAAGUACAAACAUUUAGUUUAACUGGUUUUGAAAAAUCCUUGUCUGCUUUUCUCAAAAGUCUUUUUGGAGGAGCUGAGUUUUUUAAAGAGAAAUUGCACAUUGUAAGGCCGGUUUUAUCUGAGAGAGUGUUAUAGAAUGUGUGUGAGCGUUGUCCUUACAUUCCUGUGUAAUUGUUAGGAUGUGAUCAGGAUCUUUUGUGUUAAUAAAUGAUACCAUUUCA